AUUUCCAAUCAAGUGCCCGCAGAUAUGGUAUCCAUAUAAAUGCAAACUCCCCGCUCGGAUCCCUCUAUCUCUCUCUCUGACUCUCAAUGUGCAGCGCCUGUGAGCAGAUGGGAACCGACUGCGGCAUCCACGGAACGUCUUGCUCCGGCGCCAGUGAGCAGAUGGGAACCGACUGCGGCAACCACGGAACGUCUAUCUCCGUCACCAUGAAGGUCACAUUGGCCGUCACGAUCACCUUCAGCAUCACCAUCGGCCUCCCCGCCAGUGGCGUCGUGGCCUAUCGCCUCCUCCGCCCGACCAAACCCUGCUUCUACAUCCAGAACGCCACCAUCUACCAGUUCAACCUCUCCUCCACCCCAGACGGCCUCCUCUCCUCCGUCAUGCAUGUCUCCGUCUCCUCCCUCAACCCCAACGGCCACGUCGGCCUCUACUACGACAGGCUCGGCGCCCACGCCGCCUACAUGGACCAGCGGAUCACUCUCCCCUCCGCCAUUUCCCCCGGUUUCCAGGGGCACAAGGACGUCACCGUCUGGUCGCUCUACCUCUACGGAGCCACCGUGCCGGUAUCGCCGCAGCUUGUGGAGGCCUUGCUGCAGGAACAGGCGGCCGGGUACCUGAAGCUUCACGUGCAGUUCCAGGGCAAGGUGCGGUGGAAGUUGGCGGGGUGGAUCUCCGGGCACUACCAUCUGGGCGUCAGCUGCCCCGUCUCGUUUGCUCUCCAAAACAUGGGAGAAGGUGAAGGUGCCGGCACCGGCGUCACCGAUCCAGCGGCGUUCCGCUUCCAAAGCAUCUCUCAAUGCGGCGUUCACGUUUGAAGCUUUGUCGACGUAGAUCGUGGUGUGGGGUCGUUCGGUGUGUGCUUUGUUGUCGUGUCUCCUGACCCGUUGGAUCAUGUCCGUCGCUUCUAUCUCCCUUUUUCAUUGGAAGAGUGUCCGUUCGGUGUGUGCUUUGUUGUCGUGUCUCCUGACCCGUUGGAUCAUGUCCGUCGCUUCUAUCUCCCUUUUUCAUUGGAAGAGUGUCAUGGGUCCAAUCUGUGGGUCCCAUCACUCGUCUGCAAUCACAAGCAAGUAACUAGAGGAACGAACAACGAUAAGCGUUCCUUCCAUUAAAUAAAAGCACAACUUCCAAGUCAA
Molecule: messenger RNA, 1133 nt
Organism: Musa acuminata AAA Group (dessert banana)
Lineage: Eukaryota; Viridiplantae; Streptophyta; Magnoliopsida; Zingiberales; Musaceae
Product: NDR1/HIN1-like protein 1
Exons: 1
Coding region: 87-815 (242 amino acids)
Biological process (GO): defense response to other organism
Cellular component (GO): plasma membrane; plasmodesma
Source: RefSeq, a predicted model, not a curated record